GAUCAGUCCAGCCUCCGCUGGGGCUCGCUUGAUAAAUAACGCGGGGAAUUAAAGUUUAACGCCACCCACUUGAUUUGUGGUAAUGGUAGCUGAAAUGAAUGGAUAUGGCGAGAAGACUGUCAGCUUUGCGGGUCGUACACUCAAGCUGGACAAAGCUUCUGAUGCAAAUGAUAUUGUUUCUACAUUAUCUUCCAACUUGGACGCUGUGUGCUUAAAUCUCAGCGGUAAUACACUUGGAAUUGAGGCUGCUAAACCUAUUGGUAUCGCUCUGGAAAAAAAUCGCAUCAUCAAGCGUUGCUUAUUCAACGACCUAUUUACGGGUCGUUUGAAGUCAGAGAUAGCACCAGCACUGAAGCAUUUGAGUGCCGGUCUCAUAGCUUCAGGCUGUCAAAUAACUGAAUUAGAUCUCAGUGAUAAUGCUUUCGGACCGAAUGGGGUUGUUGGUGUCACUGAUUUACUUGCAAGCAAUACUUGCUCUACUCUGAAGGUAUUAAAAAUGAACAACCAAGGUCUCGGGCAUGAAGGAUGUCGACAUCUUACUGAAGCCUUAGAAAAAGGAAGGAAUUUGUCUGGGAAACAAGGACUUUUGCUUAAAACAUUUUCAGGCGGAAGAAAUCGUCUAGAGAAUGUUGGAGCUCAAAUGCUUUCUAAAGUGUUCUGUGACAUGGGCACUUUAGAAGAGCUUUCCCUUUAUCAAAAUGGCAUUGGAAUACACGGAAUCGAUGGAGUAUUUUCACUAGUGAACAUAAUCAAGUCAAACUUAAACUUGCGAGUUCUAAAUCUUUCUGACAAUUCGCUUACUCCCCGUGGUGGUGAGGCAGUUGCACGCGCUUUAUCAUCAUUAGUCAACCUAGAGGAAUUGUAUUUAAGUGAUUGUAUUCUUCGAUCAGCUGGUGCAAAAUCACUUGCUUCAGUAUUUGAAGAUCCUGAUACAACUCCGAAUCUAAGAGUUUUAAAUUUAGCCGGUAAUGAAAUCAAAGCUUCAGCAGGGAUCAACUUGGUCUUAUCUUUGGGGAAUAAAUCACGCUUAGAAUCACUGGAUUUAAAUGCGAAUGAAUUCGGUCGAUCUGGUGUACGAUCAAUUAUUCAAACACUUGAUUCAGUUGGUCUCUUGCACACCUUACCUGUACCGAAUGAUAACGAUGAAUCAAGAGAAGCAGGAGACGGGGAAGUUGGUGAUGAGGCAUACCUGUGGGCAUUUGAUGAAGAUCAAGGCUCUGAUGGAGAGGAUGAAGAUGAUGGUGAUGAUGAUGAAGAUAACGAAGCGAAUGGGGAAUAUGAUGAAGAAUAUGGAGAUUCUACACAAAGUCAGUACGAUGAUGGUGAGGAAGAAGAAGAAGAGGAAGAUGAUGAACGUGAAAAUUAUGCGGAUGUUACUCCAAAUCAAAAAGAGAAUUCAGGUGUAAAUUUCAGCUUUCGUGAAGCAUUCUCCAAACUUGAGACAAGUGGUGGUUGUUUAACACCUCAAAAUGUUAAUACUCAAUUAACAAAGACUGGACCAUUUGGUAAACCAGCGUUAGGUUUGUUUUCUGGUCUGUCUCCACAACAGAAUACCGAUACAACAGAUGCUGGCCUGUGUCGGGCGAAGUUGUGGCCAUCAUCAGGUCCAGUGAAUUUGUUCAGUGGUUUUGGCAAUACUGGUACAAAUGGAAAGAAUUUAUUCUCUCCACCAAUUUUGUCGGUGAGCAAAACUCCUGAUCCAGUUCCACCGAAGAAAUUAGAUGAAGAUAAAUUUAGGCAACAUUUAAUUGAAGCACUUUCUGAUCCUAAAAAUGAGAUUACUAGGAGUCGUUUAAUAGAUUUUCUGGGUUCAGAGGAAUGCUUCAAACAACCACCAAUCCAUCCGGUAAUUAUGUUGUGCUCACAAACAGUAUCAUCAGAAAGUGUUGUUCGCCUGAGCUUGGCACUAUCACGUAGUCUACCGUGUCGGAUAUAUCCAGUCACAGGGCCUAUUAUGCAAUUAGCUAUCGGCUUAUUAGCCUCUGUAUUUACAGAUAUGUAUAAGAGAACAUCAACAGAUACUAGUCGAACAAGUUGUGCAACUAAUUGUCUUCUUGUGCAUUUAGGCGCUGUCAAAGCAGAAAAAGAUAGUGAUGAUUGGACUAACUGUUCACCGAGUGCUUUAAAAACAUCAGUACAGUAUUAUUUUAAAUUAACAAAAACUCUGAUCGAUUAUUUUGGACCUCAAUUAAUUCCGAGUGUUUGUAAUACUUUAACCGUGUUGUUAUCAGAGCAACGUAAACGUGAAUUACAAUCGUCACCACCUGAUCGUACUAAUGCUACAACUGCUGCUACUACUUCGAAUAGUAUGGCUAUUAUUACUGAGACACCAGAUUGUGCUAAUAUCCGUAAUGAUAUUAUAACCUCUUUAGAGAAGCAGUUGUCUUCUAUGAAUCUAAGACGUUAGUGUUAGUAGUCGAAGUGUGGCACUCGUAAUGAAGGAGUACUUCUUCAAGAUUUCUUGAUACACUAAUGCAUUUUCGUCAGUUGGAGUUAAUUCCCCCAUCACCCCACCCAAUCCCAACUUAUUUAAAUGUGUACAAAAUAAAAAAAUAAUAUUCAUUCCUAGUGUAUUCGUCUAUGUCUAUAUUGUGUAAAAGUGUGUGUUGUAUACUGAUUGCAGAAUUACAGUAUAAUAAUUAUAAAAGAGACUAGAAACACAGAUUAAAGAAACAGAUAUAUAUUGUAAAACUGAACACUAUUCAUCACUACUCUCAUCAUCAUCAUCAUUAUCAUGAAUUAUUGUCUCCCACAUACGCGAUGUGAAAUUUGUUUCUUUUGUUUUAACUAUUAGUAAUUCUGUAAAUAAGUAAAUCAAUCAGUUUAUCGACUAAUUAAUUACCCUUUCUUGCUGUGUUUUGAUCUUGUGUACUAUUGAUUUUUGUUAUAAUAUCAUUAGUAUUCAUUGUAUUGAAA
Molecule: messenger RNA, 2916 nt
Organism: Trichobilharzia szidati
Lineage: Eukaryota; Metazoa; Platyhelminthes; Trematoda; Strigeidida; Schistosomatidae
Source: the annotation of a GenBank genome assembly